Messenger RNA from Patiria miniata (bat star), 4786 nucleotides. RefSeq names its product alpha-catulin-like (gene ctnnal1). Gene Ontology annotation, molecular function: cadherin binding; actin filament binding. The transcript is spliced from 17 exons. Lineage: Eukaryota; Metazoa; Echinodermata; Asteroidea; Valvatida; Asterinidae. The record is from RefSeq and is a predicted model, not a curated record. Gene Ontology annotation, biological process: cell adhesion; Rho protein signal transduction. The coding region runs from base 60 to 2363 and encodes 767 amino acids.
GCUUUUUGCACGCACGAUUUGUGCAUGUGUUUUGUGUACACAAUUUGACACAUCGAAAGAUGGCGACUGCCGGGCCGUCCAGAGCGAAUGCUACCGCACCAAAAUUUGAUUCCAAAAACCUGGAAAUAAAGACGAAGUCAAUUGAGCAGACAUUGGUGCCACUUGUGACACAGAUCACCACCCUGGUCAACCACCGGGAGAAAGUUGGCAAGAAGUCGGAGAAGACCUGCAAGGCCAUCGAGCGCGUGGGCCAGGCCGUCAACUUGGCCAUCGAACGCUUUGUGUCAGUCGGUGAAGCCAUCGGAGACAACAAUGCCGAUAUCAAGGAGGAUAUGUUUGACGCCUGCAGGGAAGCUAGACUGGCGGGUGAGAACAUUGCCAAGUUGACAGACAUGACGUACGACGAGUCGGGACAAGUCAUGAGCCCGGCCGACAAAAGCGCCAUGGUGCGAGCUGCCAGGGGCUUGUUGUCUGCUGUCACCAGGGUACUCCUGCUAGCUGAUAGGGUAGUCAUCAAGCAGAUACAGGCUGCCAAACUCAAAGUGAUAGAUAGUUUGAACAAAAUUGAGAGCACCAAGACCUUCACUGAGUUUGUCCAGUGCUUCAGCCAGUUUGGAAAAGAGAUGGUGGAACUAGCACAUCUGACUGGUGACCGGCAAAAUGACCUGAAAGACGGGAAGAUGAAAGCCAAGAUGGCGGCUGCCCGAGCGAUACUAGAGAGAUCCACCAUGAUGCUACUAACAUCAUGCAAGACGUGCCUUAGACAUCCUGACUGCGUGCCAGCCAAGGAGACGCGCAACGGCGUGUUUGUCAACAUGCGUCGCGCCCUCAGCCUCAUCGACGAUGUCAUCAACGGCGGUUAUGCCCAGCCCAUGCAGAACGGCAUCACCACGUCCAGGAAUACAAACAACGCGCUACAGGAGCUGAUAGAUCUUGUGGAAACGGCCAAGGUCACCCAAGCUGACAAGUCCAGCCGAGACAAGCUGCAGUACGUACUAGACACUGUCAUUGACACCACGCAGGACUUCACCGACUCGGCCUACACGUCUCACGAGCACAGGGAACGCAUCCUGACCCUGCGGGACAGGGCUAGAACGGACCUGCGGACCCUGGCCAGCGUGGGCGCUGUCCUGGAAAAGCGACCAAACAAACAACAUGAGCAGGACCUGGAGACAUGCAUACAGCAGAUGUCCAAGACAUUGCUGGAUCUCAAGAAGCAGCUGCAGAACACGGCGUUGGACCAGGCCUCAGAGAUCUUCCGUUCCAACGAUGACCAGGAUCUCCUGGCCAAUCUCAAGCAGACAGGGGCCACUGGCGACCUGGACAGGGUGGAGGAACACUCGCUCAAGUUCAGUGAGCACUCAGAACAGCUUCAAGAGGCAUGCAGGUUACUGGGUCACAUUGCUGGCACUGCGCCGCUAGCGAUAUCUGCGGACUACGCAGAGAACAACAUCAAAUCUAUAGGUCCUCAAAUUGUUGCCUUGGCAACCACCUUAGCGAUUCAUCCCAGUAGUAAGAUUGCCAAGGAGAGCCUGGAGGUCUUCAGCGACACCUGGGAGAGCCAGGUCAACGACCUGUCGCUGCUGGUCAAGGAAAUCAACGACUGCUGUCAGGGAAAAACAAGUGAAAAGCAAGUGUAUUUAUCGUUACCAAGGCCAGGGUAUAUUCCAGUCAGUAAACAUGGCUCCACACCAAAAAGCAUCAAACCAGCCAAGCUUGAUGCAGAGGAGCAAGCCAAGAUUGCCAAGCUGGGUCUAGAGAUGAAGCUGAUGACGUCGGAGCUGGAUGCUGAGACGGACAAAUGGGGCGAUCAAGACAACGACAUCUUCAAGCGGGCUAAGAACAUGUCUAGUAUGGCGUACUCCAUGUACCUCUUCACAAGGGGGGAAGGCAUGCUGAAAACCACCCAGGAUCUCUUCAAACAGGCUGAGUAUUUUGGUGAGGAAGGCAACAAGCUAUUCCGUUCCCUCAAGCAGUUUGCUGCUCAAGUGCCUGAGUGUUCCUUGCGGACUGAGCUGUCAUCGCUUAUAGAUCAGAUUCCAUCUUACUGUCAGCAGCUACUCUUCAUUACUAAGUCACCUACGAUGGGCAAGGUGGCCACAUUCAAUAAGGUGGACAACACAAUACAAGAAACACAGAACCUUUUAUCAACAAUUAGUAGAAUAGUGCCGCUGAGCUACACGCUGGCAGCGAAGUUCCAGAUCCUAUCACCAGUAUCACCGGUCCAUCGGUGGCGAACAGCGCCCCCUACCAUGGACUAUCGGUACAACAGUUACGAGGACAGCGACUCCAUUGCCAGCUCCAGCAGCAGCCGAUCAGACCGCUCCCCGCUACGCGGAAGCACGGAAAAAAUCCUCUAUUGACCGGCAACACCCGGAAGUUCCGGGAUAAAAAUCCUAAACGCUCUCCGUAUGAAAGACUUCCAGAAUUACAUGUUUGCCUGGACUCUGGGCUUGAUCCUGUAUGGAAACCAAGGCCAUAGAGUGAGUGAUUCCUGCAGGAAAAUCCCAUGUUAUUCCAUGUCAAUCCAUGUGGAAUGACUUGCACGUACCAUGGCAUGAUUCCAGUGUGGAAAAAUUCCAACUUUUCUGGAGAGAAUUUCCAGCGUCCAGCUCGAAGUACUCUGUGUACCAUUGAAGUACUUCAAUGUGCAAGCCCUUACAACAUAAACUGAGCAUCAGCCGUACGUGGGAUCACUUUGGAGAUAUGAAUAUAUCAUUGCUUAAUUGUAUCAUUAUUUAAAAUAUACUAAAAAAUAUAUAAAAACACUAUUGCAAAGCAAGAAAUGACUUGAGAAAAAAAACCCCAGCAUUUCAAUUUUGUUAUUUAGUAACUCUACGAUUGUGCUAAAGAAUAUGUAUCCCCCGAAACAAGCCCCUUAGGAUUAAAGGGACAUUACGAGCUGGAAUGCGCCCAAUUGGGCUACAGAACGUGUUUUAAAUGAAAUGAUAUUAAACGGAAAGAGCAUUUAAAAUUAGUAUAUGAAUGUCCACACAACUAGCCUUUAAAAACUGGGUGUUUUUGUGUUAUUGUUGCGAGAACCAUGCGAGAACGAAUUUUGGGGGUCAAAAUUUUGUCCCCGAAAAAUCGAACUGUUGAUGCUAGUUGUGAAUCCUGCCUCACAGUGAAUUGAAUUCUGUGGACGUGUAAGAAACAACAUCUGUGUAUUGGUGCUGUGUGUAUUAUGAAUCACACACACAACGUGUUCGAUGCAUUGAAUAGACAAGACUUGAAAUGCGAAUAUGUAGGCCGUCGCGUUCAAUGUAAACAACCACGUUUUUUGGUCUUUCCUCAAGAACGUUAAGACAUUAGGUUUGUUUCCUUUCAACCAGACCUUGAGAAUAGUAUAAGUAAACAAUCCAAAACAUGUUAUUGUUGGGGAUUUCAGGCCGUAAUAUCCCUUUAAGAACCAAAUAAUCGAAGAGUGCUUCAUAUGGAAUAAUCUAAAACUAAUCUAUACAGAGUAAUUUGUGGCUUUUGUUUCUCCGGAAAAAAACCUAAGCUUGGCUUGUGCCCACACAAAGGAUUUGUGCUCAGAGGCAUUGCAAGUAAAAAAAACAACCAAAACUAUGUUUUUUUUAAAUAGCUUUUGGGUUGAUAAGCUCAAGUUCUUAAAGUUUUACAUAUUCCUUCCCAAUUUUUACCCCUUUUCUUGGUGGGGGGGGGGGGAGAGGGUGGCUGCCAUUUGCUUGUAACCUUUAUGAAGAUAACUGGAAAGUCAUAUUUUAACAACAAAACGGGGAAAAAAAACAUUACUUUUGAAAAAGUAAUAAAUGAUGAUGAAUGUUUGUUACCUCUGUACUGUAAGUAAACAAUUCCUAAAUUUACAUGACAGCACAAGUAUUUCGUACAUGUUAAUGUUCCGACAUGAACUGUGUGCUGAGUCAAUGUAAGAAAUGACUGAUUUUCAGUACGUGAGGAGAAAAAAGAAAAGUACAAAAUUGAUGGUGCUAAUUUAUUCUGUUAAAUGUUUACAAAGUUUAAUUGUUCUCACUGACUUGUAUUAAUGUGCGUGAUUGGAACGGCACUUUUCUGUAACAUGUUUGUACUGUGGAGUUACAGUGUCGGGAUAAACAAAUGAUUUUUUUUUUUUCUGUGAAAACGGAAUUGUGUUGGUUGUCACCAAAGUUGGAUGUUGAACCAUUGGAAACUUUCUGUUUUAUUAUUGUUAAUUAAAAACUUGAACAUUUUUGAUGACAUCUGACAAAACUUAAACAGGCUUUUGAAGACUUGUGUGGUUGGAUUUAGUUACAAGCUCUCUUGUGUUGGCCAGCUUUUCUUGCUCGGUUAUCAUAAACAAAAAGAGGGCAGUGUUGGGUUGGUUGACAAUUUGUCUGGUGAUAAACUCUGGGGAAGCUUAGAAAUCCUCAAAAAAAAAGAUUAGCAAAAGACGGAUCUAUGAAACCUGCACUAUGGCAACAACACGUGUGCCUCUCCAACUGCAUAUGUCAUGUGUGCGGCAUUCUAGCAAAAUGAGACCGAACUUGGCAGAGGUCCCAAUGAGGGUUCGCGGGUAUUAGGAAAUAAUAAUCCUUGCAAUACUGUUGGUUGCACUUUAUUCGGACAUUCUGUUGAAAAGUUAUGGCUGUUUAAAGUUCCAUUGAUCAACAAAAAAAGUAAAACACUAAGAAAAAGUCCUCUAAAAGUUUCAACUGUUUUGUAGUUGUGAAAAUGAAAGAUGCCAGUUGUUUUUUUCUUAAAAACACUUUUAUUCCAUGCUUUUUAUACUGUUUCUUAAAAAUAUGUGUAGCCAUAUCAAAGAUUACAGAUAUCAACAAAUCUGAAA